AUGGCCAAAUCUAGUAGAGCUACUUUGGCUCUGCUCAUCUACGGGAUCUUAAUGCGCUACAGCGCCCAAUGCACACCCAUCGGAAUGGGCUUCCCCAACAUGAGGCUAGAAAACGACGUGUUCGGGGAUGAAGGAAACUCGUUAAGUGAGCUCUCCUACGAGCCGGACACGGUGAGCGCGCGCAGUGCUCCAGCCCUCCCGGAGGACGCAUACACACUGUACUACCCAUCCGAGAAAAGAGCCGAAACGCAUGCAGACGGAUUGUUAGAUAGAGCCUUGAGGGACAUCCUGAUUCAGUUAUCAGCCCGAAAAUAUCUGCAUUCUCUGACGGCAGUUCGUGUAGGUGAGGAAGAGGAGGAUGAAGAAGACUCGGAGCCCCUGUCCAAGCGCCACUCGGACGGCAUUUUCACGGACAGCUACAGCCGCUACCGGAAACAAAUGGCCGUAAAAAAAUACCUUGCAGCAGUGCUGGGAAGAAGGUACAGACAGAGGUUUAGAAACAAAGGACGCCGCUUUGCUUAUUUGUAGCGGGGGAAAAAAGAAAGAAAGAAAGAAAGAAAGAAAGAAAGAAAGAAGCGCGCGCGCGAGAGA
Messenger RNA from Neoarius graeffei (lesser salmon catfish), 591 nucleotides. RefSeq names its product adenylate cyclase activating polypeptide 1b (gene adcyap1b). Bases 1 to 528 code for a protein of 175 amino acids. Lineage: Eukaryota; Metazoa; Chordata; Actinopteri; Siluriformes; Ariidae. Gene Ontology annotation, cellular component: neuron projection; perikaryon; extracellular region. Gene Ontology annotation, biological process: positive regulation of ERK1 and ERK2 cascade; positive regulation of GTPase activity; regulation of protein localization. The transcript is spliced from 4 exons. The record is from RefSeq and is a predicted model, not a curated record. Gene Ontology annotation, molecular function: pituitary adenylate cyclase activating polypeptide activity; neuropeptide hormone activity; peptide hormone receptor binding.